AAAGCUUGUAAAGGGCAUGUCAUUACUCUACCUCAGGAUGUACAACAGCUUGCAGACAUACUACCUAGAUUCCCCAAGGACCUUCCAGUAAUUGUUUUCAUUAUUUCUGGAAAGAACAAUGAUUCUAAAGAUUUUAUUGUGAGAAAAAAAGUUGAUGAUGCUCUCUAUUGGCUUACUGGUUUUCAUGAAAGAGGAAAACCCAAUAAUGUGCUAUAUCAAAAUGUUAAAAUAGAUUCACAGUCACUUCAGACUUUACCUGAAAAUGGUAUGCUUACUGGUGUCAACACAUUGGAAUGUGUUGACGAUGAUGCAAGUGAUGAACCAGGCAUAGAUACUGGACCAGACAAUUCAGAGAAUUACGAAAAAGUGUACCAUGAUGAAAGUGACAUGAGUAGUUUCCUA
This is a messenger RNA of Pocillopora meandrina, 402 nucleotides long. The record is from the annotation of a GenBank genome assembly. NCBI's taxonomy places the organism in Eukaryota, Metazoa, Cnidaria, Anthozoa, Scleractinia, Pocilloporidae.